Messenger RNA from Nerophis lumbriciformis (worm pipefish), 2681 nucleotides. Lineage: Eukaryota; Metazoa; Chordata; Actinopteri; Syngnathiformes; Syngnathidae. The record is from RefSeq and is a predicted model, not a curated record.
UUAGGGGGAGGGAGUGCAUGAGGACUGUAUACACAUAGUGGAGGCACCAAGUGACUGUGUGGACUACUGUGAAGCCAGCAGAGUUAUGUACUGUGCUCAUCCUGUCUCAGGCACACGCAGCAACUCACUGAUGUAUUGCUACAACAUGAAACCUAUGUACGGGCAUUCCCCCGGUAAUGACGACAUCAACCAGAACCCGUCUUUACAUCCGUCUAGCAAGGCCUGCAGCAAUGUGUUUGCCAGCACUUUUUUUGAGGGCACCAGCAAUUUGCCCGACAUCUGGAGUGCAGUAAACGGGCUGAACCAGCAUGGCUAUGAAGGUGUACUAGGAGUGACGGGCAACCACCAAACGCAGGCGGGGAGCUUCAACAGUCUGCAACAGCAGCAUGGCCACCUGGACUACUCUCCACACUCGGUGAUGGACAUGAACAGAGCUCUACCUCCUAUGUCCACUUUUCACCGCAACAAUGCGCCAUCACAUGCUCCUUCGGUUGACACGACGGAGAACUCCACAGUCUCAGGGAACCAGACCAACGUGUCAAGAGGGUCCCAGACCGGGGAUACUUUGGGCAAAGCUCUGGCUUCUAUUUAUUCCCCCGAUCACACCAGCAGCAGCUUCCCUUCCAGCUCGUCCACGCCUGUGAGAUCUCCGUCCCCGCUGCCAAACGCCAGCGAAGCCGCAGGUAAACUGGCACUGCUGCUCCCACUGGGACCGUGUUGUUUGUUCUACUUUCGGUGUAUUUUUUUAAUCUUUGGGCUUUUGCUACCAACAGGCACAAAUAUGUGGUCCCGGGGCUCCGUCCAGGCACCUGUAUCGCCGCAUUAUGAGUCCUCACUUAUAUCCAUGUCUCAGGUAGAGGACCGACUGGACAGACUGGACGAUGUGAUCCACGUCUUAAGGAACCACGCCGUCGGUCCCACUGUCGGCUUCGCCUCUGACAUGCACAGCCUGCUGAACCAGAACCAACACGGCCGGCCAAGCCCUGUGGCCACGCUGCCCCUCGCCUGCCACUCUCCAUCUAUGGUUGAGGCUGUCACCAUGAAUAACAACCACUCAGCCUUCCAGAGCCGCACACAAAAUGGCCACCUGUACGCCAGGCAGAGGGCCACGCUUGAGCUGACGCCAGGAGAAGGCAGAGGGACUUUGGGGAAUCCCGGGAAUGUGGAGCUGAAGAUGGAAGGCAGCGAGAAGGAAGACAUGAUGCACACCGGUCACAGCUCUGACAGUCAGAGGUCAGACGAGGAGGGCGACCACAAGAUGCAUGGAGAAAACAGCAGGGACAGCAUCCAUGAGGAUGAAGAUCUGAGCCCGGAGCAGAAGGCCGAGCGUGAGCGUGAGAGGAGGAUGGCCAACAACGCUCGGGAGCGUCUGCGUGUGCGGGACAUCAACGAGGCCUUCAAAGAACUGGGUCACAUGUGUCAGUUGCAUCUCAAGAGCGAGAAGCCACAGACCAAAUUGCUAGUGUUGCACCAGGCCGUGUCCGUCAUCCUCAGCUUGGAACAACAAGUCAGAGAGAGAAACCUCAACCCCAAAGCAGCGUGUCUCAGGAGGAGAGAAGAAGAGAAGGUCUCUGGUGUCAUGACAGAUCCACAGUCCAUGCAUGGCGUGUUUCAUCCAGGUCUGACUGACCCUCCAAACCCAAUGGGUCAUCUCUGAUUCUCCAAAUACAGUAAUGAAUAACUCCUAAUUACCAAUGUGGACUUACAUGCUUAAAACAUUUAUAUUUUUAUUACAAUUUGGUCGGUGAUACGGUGUUAAAGGCCCCAGCUGAGCACUACAUUGCGUGUGUUAGAGCAUUCCUUUUUUAAAUCACUAGCUGAUAAAAGCUUCACUUUCUCAGACAGAUCAACUCUUGAGUGUCAAAAUUGGGUCCAAAAGCAGAAAAAAAAAGUGUUGCUGCAGUUUUACAUUUCUGGCUUCUCUAACACACCUCUAACUUUGUGCCUAAACAUUUACUUCGAACAGACAAAUGCAUUGUAACCUGCAGAUGUUUUGUACAUUUUUUUUCUAUAUUUAUUAUCUUUACCCAGUUGUGGCGAGGUGUCAUCGGCAGUUUGGCAGAGUAUUUAACAGUUAUCACUAUUUCCCCACAAUCCCAAACAUUUCCACAUUUGUGUGUGUGUGUGUGUUCCGACAGCAGAUUCAAUUUGUUCUGUGGCAUCGAGAGUGUGCGAGCUGCUGUAAGUGUGUGUGUUGCAGGAGUUGGACCAUUCUGUGAAUGAACAGAUCUCCAAGAAUGUUAUCGUUUGCAUUAUAUACAAUAUAUAUUCAAGCUGUUCUAUUCAUUAGCACUGUUGAGAGGAGUAAACACUGGUGGUCAAAAACUAAAAACUUCACAUUGUUCCUCUUCGGACCUAGCCAAAUGGUUGUUCUGCAUGUUUAAUUAGGACUUUUCCUUUUUUUCUAAGUUAUGUAAGUUAUCUUUUAUACAAAUUAAGAAUGUGUGUUUAUGUUAAUUUUGUCACUCUUGAUUUUACACAGGAGGAAGAUUUGUGUGCAGUUUUACUAGACACGGUUCAUAUUUUUGAGCAAUAUGUUAACACAGCUGAGUUAUGGUUUAUUACAAAUCUUAUAAAGUCAUCAAAAAUACUGCUACUGCAUCAUAACAUGUACAGUGUGUGUACAUUUUGACGUAGCAAGGAGGCAUGUGUCUGGAUGUAGCAAUAAAUGUUUUUCUUGA